UCGGAACGGCUCGGACGGUUGCAUACGCCACCUAUGCUGUGAUCCUGGAAGCAUCCCCUGACCACGUGCGAGCCCAGACGAACAGCCACCAUGCACCUGCUCUCAUCACACCCCCCGCACCUGUGAUUUCAACAUGUUCGACAUGGCAUACAGUUCAAGUCCAGAACACUGCACCGAGGCAACGAGCUCUGUGAGCAGUCCCCUCUCCCCUGACCGGGAAAAGAAGCCAACCAUCUCAUUAGAUAAUGAUACUUUAGUUAUAUCGAGCGACGAUGAAACUAAAGCCUCAACGGAACCAACAUGGGGACACGAUUCAGGAAUCGAUUCCAGUGGGGACGAUAAGCCACCUGCAUCGAAAUCCAGUCGAUUUUACAGAAGAAAGAUGUUUAAUCCAUUUUCCGACAAAGUUGAUGAAUGCCUUCUGAAGGACGAGCCGACAGCAGAAGACCUAGCCGAUGCCCCCAUCAAGAGGCCUCGCACCAGCUAUGAACCUAGUCAACGAGAGACGAGAAAAGAGCACAACGAAGACAAGCCGUUACAGGACAGGACAUGGCCACAAGUUCCUGCGGAAACGCGUCGCAGCACACCAACCCAACUAGAGAAGGACGAGACACACAAAACGCAAUGUUGUGCAUUUUGUACACAUCAAAGCCGUUGGCCUGCUAAAUUGCGUCAGCACAUAGAACGUUUUCAUUCCGCGCAGUUAAAAGAGUUCGGAAAGCAGAAAAUUGUAACUAUUAUGUUUUGGAAAUCAAAGAGCAACGUUAGACGAAUUUCUCAUCAUAAAGUGACCCAAAUAGUAAAUGAUUGCCUUAAAAUGCGGAAAUCUAUAAGUGCAAACGAGCUUUACGAUGCGAUUAAGAUUGCCUACGAACACGUGCUCGUUAAAAUAGCCGACGACGAACAGAUAACAGGGAAUCUCACUUCCGGUGUCCCCAGCUCCUCUGCCAGCAUGUAGCAUCCCGCCUCGCGAGUUUACGUAAUCACGGAACGAAACUUCACGGAGUCACCGAGUCGCUGAUGCCACAUUUCGUACAGGAAUCUAUCAAACUGUCGA
Molecule: messenger RNA, 1057 nt
Organism: Frankliniella occidentalis (western flower thrips)
Lineage: Eukaryota; Metazoa; Arthropoda; Insecta; Thysanoptera; Thripidae
Exons: 7
Coding region: 134-958 (274 amino acids)
Source: RefSeq, a predicted model, not a curated record